Molecule: messenger RNA, 5623 nt
Organism: Gymnogyps californianus (California condor)
Lineage: Eukaryota; Metazoa; Chordata; Aves; Accipitriformes; Cathartidae
Gene: CA5A
Product: carbonic anhydrase 5A
Exons: 7
Coding region: 1-942 (313 amino acids)
Cellular component (GO): mitochondrion; cytoplasm
Molecular function (GO): carbonate dehydratase activity; zinc ion binding
Source: RefSeq, a predicted model, not a curated record
AUGAAUAGUGUGAAGGCAAAUACCCUGGUGCAUUUAUACAAGCAGCUGAAAACUAUCUGGAGUCCACUAGCAGUGCCAGCACAACUCUGCAGCCUGGCCGCCUGCACUCGUAAAAACAGGAAUGAUGCAUUGCAUCCACUUUGGCAGAGUCCGCUUACAAUUCCUGGGGGCACCCGCCAGUCUCCUAUCAAUAUCCAGUGGAGAGACAGUGUUUACGACCCCUUUCUGAAGCCUCUGAAAAUCAGCUAUGACCCAACAACGUGUCUUCACAUCUGGAACAAUGGAUAUUCAUUCCUGGUUGAGUUUGAUGAUUCUACCGAUAGAUCAAUAAUUGUUGGAGGUCCCUUGGAAAACCAAUACAGGCUAAAGCAGUUCCACUUCCAUUGGGGAGCUAUAAACGAGUGGGGUUCAGAGCACACAGUUGACAGUAAAUUUUACCCGGCAGAGUUGCAUUUAGUACACUGGAAUGCCGUUGUGUACCCAAGUUUUGAAGAAGCUGUAAUGGAAGGUAAUGGCUUGGCUGUUAUUGGAGUGUUUUUAAAGCUAGGAGCACAUCAUGAAGGGCUGCAGACACUGGUUGAUGCCUUGCCAGCAGUUAAACACAAGGACACUGUUAUCGAGUUUGAUGUCUUUGAUCCCUGCUGUUUGAUACCUUCGUGCCCUGAUUAUUGGACCUACGCGGGUUCUUUGACUACUCCCCCACUUACCGAAUCAGUCACAUGGAUUAUUAAGAAGAAGCCAAUAGAGGUUGAUGAGAAUCAGCUGGAGGCAUUUCGGAUGCUGCUCUUUACUUCAGAUGGUGAAGAAGAAAAGAGAAUGGUAGACAACUUUCGCCCUCUUCAGCCCUUAAUGAACCGAACCAUCCGUUCAUCCUUCCAAAGCAGGCAUCUCUUGAAUACUGAAGUACAGCCCAAGGACCAUGCUGAGCAGAUCAGGCCAUAGAUGGCCCAUGAAAUGUCAGUCCAGACUGCAAUACCUGGAUAUAACUGACGUUAGUUUUUAAUUAUUUUUCCGUUUUCUGCAGUGUGUGUAUGUCGUACAGUUUCACAGCCAGCCAGUUUCAGUUCUGCUAAGUGCCAUUUGACCUUCAGUAGAGAAGCUGUGAGGUUUUUUAGUUUUGCUUUUUUUUUACGAAGUAAAUAAUAUUAACCCUUAACAAAUUGACUUGCUUUAAAGCAGGGAUCAAUAAGGAAUUACUUUGACAGUUAAAGGAAAAAUAAGGGCAGGAGAUCUCUUCCCCUGCCUCUUUUCUGAAUUGUUCUGUGUCUCUUCAAAUGCUCUUUCAGUGACUUGCAUGAAUUAUUAUCCCAACUAAAAACAUGUUAGCAAGCAGGAAGUGUGAAGAAGUGAAAAGUAUUAAUGCUGAUCAGGUCCUUUUGUGGAAUUGUUUCAGAGGUUUGGGAAGAGAACUAGCUUCUCUAGUCACAUAUACAGAGACGUUUUAUCUUCUUCCUUUUUCCUUGGUGCUUAGGAUGACAAGAGGAGAAGGAAAAAAAUGACUUAUAGAAUCUAACCUCUUUCCAUUCUAUUGACUGCAUGAUCCAUAUUUGAUAUGGAUGCCACAGAAUGUCCACUAUAUCUACGCCACAAGCUAGAAGUCUUUUUCUAAAACCUUAUAACAAAUGUAGAAGCUUUUAGCUUUGGCAGCUUUUACUUUUCUGUAUUAAUAAUGUACCAGGACAAGAGAGCAGAAGAGAAUUCACCAGUAUCUCGAGAUAGGCAAGAGCAGCAAAUUAGGUGAAAAUGUCCAAUUGAUCCCAGGAAACUGAUCACAUCAAAGGAAAGCAAAAUUAGAUAAGCCCCAGCUGACCCUCCCAAUGGGAUUUAGGGGAAAAAAAACCAAACCAAUUUCUGAAAGCUAAUCCAGUGCUAGGAGAGUAUAGACAAAAUGCAGCGUUCAGAUACUUGAAAGAUUUUUUUUCAGUAACUCGCAGAGCACCAGUGCACUCUUUUCAAAGCUUUGUCUUAAGAUGUACUUUUCUUAUAAAAAGAGUUACCUAGCUUCAGGACAACCAGGGACCAGAUUGUAUAUAGCACCUUAUGGUAACAAACUUAAGUGGUGGUUGAAAUUUAUUUGUGGACCAGACAGAAGUGUUGUGUAAGCUGCCAGCUGUGGAGCCUUAUCCUAGAGUUAUGGUCCAAUUGCCACAAGUAUUGUCUACCUCUGAAGCAUACUACUACUAGCCAUAAUUUUCUCUUGAGCACCUUUCUCACUGGCUUUUUAUGCUUUACUGUAUUUAACAGUGUGCCUGUGCAUGAAAUUCAUGUACCAAAUGUAUGGUCAGAUUUUCUGAUGAGGAGCAAGUCUGUCUGUAAACUCAUGAUGUGAUCUUGAUUGAUUGUAUUUGAGGAGUCUUCUUGGAGAACAGAUGUUACUUGGUCUGCUUCUGCCAGCAAAGUCACUGGUUGCUGGUGUGAUUCAGCACAAGUGAAGCCAGGACAUUAGCUUGUCAAUACUAAAUUCAGAACUUUAGAAUUGAUACUUUUUUUUUUUUUAAGUCCAAGCGUUCAGUUUAAAAGCACUUUAACACUUUUUAGUGUGACCCUGAUGAUUUUAAGGCUUUUGAAUAUUCUUGUUUAACCAAUUAAGUGCCCAGGUCCUGCCUUUGUUUCCUUAAUAGCUCUACCUCAGGCUGUUGUUAUGCUGCAAGAGUUGUGCCUUUCUCCUGUGGCAAUUUGAAACGUGGCCACUUAACCUUAGAGUGACUCUACAUGUUAAAUAUAAGAAAAUCUCUCUUCCAGCCCAGUGUAGUUAUACUUAUUUUUACUGUGUAGUUUAUUCAACGUGGCAGUAUAUAUCUUCAGUUUCAUUACUUCUCCCAAGCCCUUACUGCUCAGUUGAACCUUACCAUCUUGGUUGAACUCUGCAGAACUAUACUAUCUCAGUUGAACUAUACAGUCUUUGGCAUCAUCAGACAGACUUUUUACUAUGUUGCUGGUCUGCAGAAUCACAUCAGUGAUGAUUUUGCCAGAGAAUGACAGGUUCCAAAAUAGUUUUGGAAGGGAUAUCUACAGUUCUGGCAAUAGGGAAAAGAAUUCUUUUACUUUCUGCCUGAAUGUACGUGAUAUAGUCACUGUUAAGCUUGAGGUUUUCGUUCAGUGCUGUUCUUGCAAACACUUUUCUGAGGAGGACCACGUAGAAAGAUGGCAGUGAUUCAGAACUGGCAUAUAUCUUGUCUAUCUUGGAGAUUUUUUUGCUACUCAUUAUUAACAGUUAGGAAAAACUGUAAUACAAAGACAUCUUAAUGUUGCCUUCACAUUUAAAAAUACAGGUGAUGCAGCAGCACUAAGCUAGCUAUAGAUAGCCUGUAUCAAUAUCCCUGUCAUAUAUGAAUGGGUCUUUUGAAAAGCUUCAUGCAGUUGCUCAAAGUUUUUUAGUUGCCUUGGUAAUUUUCACCAAGUUUUUGUGUACCUCUGAUCCCCUGAGCUUGUUUCACUAGUUAAUAUAGCUUUCCUAGCAUAUGCAAAUACAAAAUACGUAUUUUGUUCUUAGGGAACUACUGUGGUGUAAAUGUUUAAUAAUGCUGUAGUAUACUCAUACCCAACUGAGUUCUCAAUGGUUAGGUUUGCUCCGCUGAACCAAAUUUUCUUCCUAGGUGUGUAAAUCUCUUUUUAACAUGCUCACCACCAUGCAUCCAUCAGAGAUGACGUUGAAUAUUCUAUUUUCAGUGAUCUAUUUAAAAUUCUCAUAGAGAUUUACUUACCUUGUUAAAGUAUUGUCAUGGAAGUUUUGUUAGAGAAUAGGUGAAUUAUCCAGUCAUACACUUAAUAAGCUAUACUCCAUACAUAUUUAGAUAAAAUCACAUCUAAGUGUACUGACAUAAAAUUAAUCACUUUCGGUUUCAUAGCACUGAUCAUUUCAAAUAUCUGGAAACAGGGUCAACAUAGAAAAAAUUAACUCUACUCUGCUACAAAAAUAAGCUUUACAGGGGGUUUCUGUUACAGUUAUUUUGCUGGUUUUGAGUCUUGCAUUUACAUGUUAGUGUUUUAGCAUCUCUGGUUAAGGUAGGCAGUAUCUCAGUUGCAGGGUGGAUUGUUGUUGAAAUUAGCAGUCUGGAAAUGAACAGAAAGGUUUUCUGGGUUUUUUGGUUUUUGUUCUUUUUUUUUUUUUUUAACUUUUAUGUUACAAUGACUGUAUUGGCCUUGCAAAAGCUAACUUGAAGAAAAAUAGUUCUGUUUGCCUGCACAUGUAUGUAAAACAGGAGAUGGGAUAUAAUUCUUUUGCAGUAUUCUCUCAGCUGUGUGUGUGGGAAAAACGACUUGACUUGAUUGUUGGACUAGAGCUAAUACUUGUAAUGGUUUUGCACAACUAAGUUAAACUCUAUUUGAAGGGUGUCUGCAUAGUAAUCUUUAGGCUCUUCUUUUAGAUGGUACAAUACAAAAGGGUCAAAGCACACAUUUGUAUUUUUCCUUGCAUAGUAGUUACUUCCGUUACUUAAUACUGUACUGGGAGGUGUUCCUGUGGCAAUAAGCACUAGGAAUUAAAGACUGUAAUGGAAAUAAUUUUGAGGACAGCUUACUGAAAAGGGAGUAGAAGGUUUUUGAGCAUAGAUCUGCAUCCGUGUUGGUCUGACUUCCAGCUGCCUUUCAAUAUUUCUGUUAAAUGUCGCUCUUAUCAGAAGUCUCGUUCUUGGGGACUUCAUAGUUGGAACAACUUCAUUUGGCGUUUGAAUGUUUGAUCCAUAUUCCUAUAUUCCAGAACUUUCACACCAGUGCACUUCAGGUGUACGCCACUGUGUAUACCUGACCAGUCUUUUGUUGUCUUCUGUCACGAAUGGCUUGCAUUGGUAUUUUUACCACAAGUCUGACAGGAGGGUAUCUUUUGGCUUUGAAAGCUAUAGAAAUGGAGAUUGCUUUGAUCUCACGAAAAUCUACUGGGUUUUAGAGUACUGGAAUUCUACACUGCUUACUGUGGAGGAAGAGUCCCUUUUAAUGCUCAACUUCAUAGUCGAUAGUAUUUGCUUUAAAAUUUGAAUGCCUUAAUUUUGAAUGUCUUAACUUGUGUUUCUUGGCAUAUCUUUGCUUUUUUUCUUUGUGCAUCUUGUUUUCAUGGCAGUUAUUACAUUGUCUAUUUUAAUGUAUGUUAUCUGCCUAAUCAUAAUUUACUGAAAUAAUUGUCUUUGCAGACAACAUAUGUAACAGGGAAUGCCUUUUGUUCUCCUAGGAUACAGGCCUUUUUCCUCAGUUUUUACCUGAUGUAAAGAAACUUCUAGCUGCUGGAUUUUAAACUGUUACAUUAGUGCGCAACUAUGCAAUAAAGAAACACAGAGAAACCUGUGCCUGUAUCUCAUUGUGUAAUUAAGCUCUCCAAGUUAAAAAGUAGAUUUUCUGUCAAGAAAAUAAUACAAUUCCUCCUUGAGAAUGAACAAGUUCAUUAUGAGUGGAGUCUAAUCAGAUGUCAGACAUUCUGUGAUACUUAAAAGCCAUGAAAGACUCUGCUGAACUGUAUUAUAAUUGGAAUGAAAGAACAAUGACUUCUCUGUUGCCGCUGUACUGAUGGAAGGAUAUCUAAUUAUUUGUUACAUUCAGCUAGAUGCAACAUGUCAUCUCAAAUGGGAUUCCAGAUUUUGAGGAUUUUUGCUAAACUAUUUCAUUUGACACUGAUCAUUAAACUUGACCUGUC